GUAGACGAGGAGCUGCGGAAGCAGAAAUUUGUUCUCAUUCUUCUCCGCAGUCAGUAAAACGCAGUGUCCAUAGCUGAGAUGUAACGCAAUUUUAUUAAAAAAAUUAUCUAGCAAAUUUGAUGCCCUCACCCAGUGGAUGUGUUUUGUCUUUCGCUUCCCGGGAAUAAAGCUCAAAGCGGGGGUCGCCUCUUCGGGAGGACUUGUUGGUUCCCACCCUCCGUGACGGAUAUCAGGAAGAAGACAGAAUGGCCGAACCGGAGCUUCUGUUGGACUCCAACAUCAGACUCUGGGUGGUUUUGCCCAUUGUCUUCAUCACCUUUCUUGUCGGCGUGAUUCGCCAUUAUGUAUCAAUUCUUCUGCAGAGUGACAAAAAGUUGACCUUAGAGCAGGUUUCAGACAGCCAGGUUCUUAUUCGGAGCAGAAUUCUCAGAGAAAAUGGAAAAUACAUUCCGAAACAGUCCUUUUUGAUGAGAAAGUUCUACUUCAACAACCAAGAGGACGGCUUUUUUAAGAAGACUAAAAGGAAGGUCGUUCCACCGUCUCCCAUGACAGAUCCCAGCAUGCUGACGGACAUGAUGAAGGGCAACGUCACCAACGUGCUUCCCAUGAUCCUCAUUGGUGGCUGGAUCAACUGGACCUUUUCUGGAUUUGUAACAACGAAGGUUCCCUUCCCUCUCACUCUGCGUUUUAAGCCUAUGUUGCAGCAAGGAAUAGAACUCCUCUCAUUGGAUGCUUCCUGGGUGAGCUCAGCUUCGUGGUAUUUCUUGAAUGUCUUUGGACUGAGGAGCAUGUACUCCCUCAUAUUAGGUCAAGAUAAUGGUGCUGACCAGUCGAGGAUCAUGCAAGAACAGAUGAGUGGUGCUGCCAUGGCCAUGCCAGCAGAUACAAAUAAAGCUUUCAAAGCUGAGUGGGAGGCACUAGAGCUAACAGACCACCAGUGGGCGCUAGAGAGUGUGGAGGACGAACUGAUGAGCAGGGAGCUGGACUUUGAUGGCAUGUUUAACAAGGAGCUGCCAAGUGGCAUCUUCUGAUUGCCUGGUCUAAAUUUAGUCAUUGCAGGGAUCCGUUUUUGUCUUUUCAUAAUGUGCAACGUUUACACGUUUAUGGUCAUUGUUCUUUCAAAUAUUCCUUUUCCAGUCCUGACAAAAUCUUAAGCUACUGAAACACUCUAGCUGUCUCAUGUCGAUGAAACACAUUUGAGUUGCUAUUUUAUUUACAAGGACAUAUUUUGGAUUGUUGAGAGGACAUAUUUCUUAUUGAAACUGCAUUAUGAUCGUCUUGUAAGUGUAUGCAUUCAUAAUACUACUGGGUACAGUCCCUUUUCUCCCCAUGUAUAAUUAGACUAUUUCCAUUUCCAAUGCAUCAUGACUCAACAACAGGACAAAACACAUUGUGCAGGUGUCAGGGUCUUAACAUAAUAAACAAUAUAGCCUCUC
Messenger RNA from Xiphophorus couchianus (Monterrey platyfish), 1436 nucleotides. It is a transcript of the gene emc3, whose product is annotated as ER membrane protein complex subunit 3. Gene Ontology annotation, cellular component: membrane; EMC complex. NCBI's taxonomy places the organism in Eukaryota, Metazoa, Chordata, Actinopteri, Cyprinodontiformes, Poeciliidae. The coding region runs from base 246 to 1031 and encodes 261 amino acids. The transcript is spliced from 9 exons. Gene Ontology annotation, biological process: protein folding in endoplasmic reticulum. The record is from RefSeq and is a predicted model, not a curated record.